Messenger RNA from Protopterus annectens (West African lungfish), 6065 nucleotides. Its product is annotated as myosin heavy chain, skeletal muscle, adult-like. The record is from RefSeq and is a predicted model, not a curated record. The transcript is spliced from 41 exons. Lineage: Eukaryota; Metazoa; Chordata; Ceratodontiformes; Protopteridae. The coding region runs from base 103 to 5922 and encodes 1939 amino acids. Gene Ontology annotation, molecular function: ATP binding; cytoskeletal motor activity; actin filament binding. Gene Ontology annotation, cellular component: myosin complex.
CACUAAACAAGCAUAAGCUUUGUCCAUCAAGGAGCAUCUCUGUUGAGGCAUUCUCAGCUACUAAUAUCUUUAUUGUAGUCAAUACUUCAGCAAGCUGCAACGAUGAGCACAGAUGCAGAAAUGGAAAUAUUUGGGGUUGCAGCCCCCUUUCUCCGAAAAACAGAGAAAGAAAGGAUUGCAGACCAGACACGUCCAUUUGAUGCAAGAUCAGCCACUUUUGUUGUAGAUGACAAAGUUGGGUAUGUUAAAGGUACAAUCCAAAGCAAGGAGGGUAACAAAGUCACUGUUAAAAGAAGUGAUGGUCAAGUUGUAACAGUUAAGGAAGAUCAAGUCUUUCCACAGAACCCUCCCAAGUUUGAUAAAAUUGAAGACAUGGCCAUGUUAACACACUUACAUGAGCCAGGUGUGCUGUAUAACCUCAAAGAUCGUUAUGCAGCCUGGAUGAUUUAUACAUAUUCUGGCAUUUUCUGUGUCACUGUUAACCCCUACAAGCUGUUGCCAGUGUACAACCCAGAGGUGGUUGCUGGAUACAGGGGAAAGAAGCGUCAGGAAGCUCCUCCCCACAUCUUCUCCAUCUCUGACAACGCAUAUCAGUUCAUGUUAACUGAUCGUGAAAAUCAGUCAAUCCUAAUCACUGGAGAAUCUGGUGCUGGGAAGACUGUAAACACAAAACGUGUCAUCCAAUAUUUUGCAAUAAUUGCAGCUUUGGGUGAGAAAAAAAAAGAAGUUGAAGGCAAGAUGCAGGGAACUCUGGAAGAUCAAAUCAUUCAAGCUAACCCACUGCUGGAAGCAUUCGGUAAUGCCAAGACCAUAAGGAAUGACAACUCAUCCCGUUUUGGUAAAUUUAUCCGAAUCCACUUUGGAACUACAGGAAAGCUUGCCUCUGCGGAUAUUGAAGCCUAUCUUCUAGAAAAAUCUAGAUUAAUAUUCCAACUCCCUGCUGAAAGAAGUUUUCACAUCUUUUACCAGAUCACAAGUAAUAAGAAACCUGAGCUGAUUGACCUGCUUCUGAUUACUACUAACAUCUAUGACAUUCCAUAUGUAAGCCAGGGGGAGGUUACAGUGCCCAGCAUUGAUGACAGAGAUGAAUUAGUGAACACGGAUAGUGCAAUUGACAUCCUUGGCUUCACGGCAGAGGAAAAAGCUAGCAUCUAUAAACUGACAGGUGCUGUAAUGCAUUUUGGGAACUUGAAGUUUAAACAGAAACCACGAGAAGAGCAGGCUGAACCAGCUGGAUCAGAAGUGGCUGACAAAGCUGCAUAUCUCAUGGGCCUAAACUCAGCCGAUUUACUGAAGUCAUUGUGCCAUCCCAGAGUGAAGGUUGGACAUGAAUUUGUAACCAAAGGCCAGACUGUUGAGCAGGUCCAUAAUGCUGUUGGUGCUCUUGCAAAAUCCGUCUAUGAGAAGAUGUUCUUCUGGAUGGUGUUCCGCAUCAAUCAGCAGCUGGAUACUAAACAACAGAGGCAGUACUUCAUUGGUGUCCUGGAUAUUGCUGGGUUUGAAAUUUUUGAAUUUAACAGCUUUGAACAGCUCUGCAUCAACUUCACCAAUGAAAAGCUGCAACAGUUUUUCAACCACCACAUGUUUGUACUGGAGCAAGAAGAGUACAAGAAGGAAGGAAUCGAAUGGGAAUUCAUUGACUUUGGCAUGGACCUGGCUGCGUGCAUCGAGCUGAUUGAAAAGCCUUUGGGAAUUUUCUCAAUCCUUGAAGAGGAGUGUAUGUUCCCCAAGGCUACUGACCAUACCUUCAGAGACAAAUUAUAUGACCAGCAUCUUGGGAAGUCCAGCAACUUUCAGAAACCAAAGCCUGCUAAAGGAAAGAGGGAAGCUCACUUCUCAUUGGUGCAUUAUGCCGGUGUUGUGGAUUACAAUGUCACUGGGUGGUUAGAUAAGAACAAGGACCCCCUGAAUGAGACCGUUGUUGGCCUGUUCCAGAAAUCAUCGCUGAAAUUGUUGGCUUCACUUUAUGCUUCUUAUGUUAGUGCUGGUGGAGAAGUGACAGAGGAGGGUGGUAAGAAGACCAGGAGGAAGGGAGCUUCCUUCCAAACAGUAUCUGCAUUGUUUAGAGAAAAUUUAAACAAGCUGAUGACAAACCUGAGAACUACUCACCCUCACUUUGUCCGCUGCAUCAUUCCAAACGAGACAAAGACUCCAGGGGAAAUUGAUAACCAUCUAGUCCUACAUCAGCUGAGAUGUAAUGGUGUGCUAGAGGGCAUCAGAAUUUGUAGGAAAGGAUUCCCUAGCCGGAUCUUAUAUGGUGACUUCAAACAGAGAUACAGAGUACUAAAUGCCAGUUCUAUCCCGGAAGGACAGUUCAUUGAUAGUAAAAAAGCAUGCGAGAUUCUUCUGGCCUCCAUUGAUAUAGAUCACACACAGUACAAAUUUGGACACACAAAGGUAUUCUUCAAAGCUGGCCUCCUGGGCACUCUGGAAGAGAUGCGAGAUGAGAAACUGGCCCGACUUAUAACCCGUAUUCAAGCAGUUUCUAGAGGACAUAUCAUGAGAGUAGAAUUCAAGAAAAUGUUGGAAAGGAGAGAUGCUAUAUUUGCUAUUCAGUAUAACAUCCGUGCAUUCAUGAAUGUAAAACAAUGGCCUUGGAUGAAACUAUAUUUCAAGAUCAAGCCUUUGUUAAAGAGUGCAGAAGCAGAAAAGGAGGUGCAGGCUAUGAAAGAGGAAUUUGCAAAGAUGAAGGAAGAACUCGCGAAAGCUGAGGCAAAGAGAAAAGAACUGGAAGAAAAAAUGGUUGUUCUCCUACAGGAAAAGAAUGAUCUUGUUUUGCAGGUUCAAGCGGAAGCAGACAGUCUUGCUGAUGCUGAAGAGAGAUGUGAGGGGCUCAUCAAAAGUAAAAUACAUCUUGAAGCUAAAGUUAAAGAGGCACUGGAGAGGCUCGAAGAUGAAGAGGAAGCCAAUGCUGAACUGACUGCAAAGAAAAGGAAACUGGAAGAUGACUGCUUAGAAUUAAAGAGAGAUAUUGAUGAUCUGGAACUUACUCUGGCAAAAGUGGAGAAAGAAAAGCAUGUCACUGAAAACAAGGUUAAAAACCUCACUGAAGAAAUGACUGUUAUUGAAGACAAUAUUGUGAAAUUAACCAAGGAGAAGAAAGCCCUUCAGGAAGCACAUCAGCAAGCUUUGGAUGAUCUGCAAGCAGAAGAAGACAAAGUCAAUGCUCUGACCAAGGCCAAAGCUAAACUGGAACAGCAAGUAGAUGAUCUUGAAGGGUCUUUGGAACAAGAAAAGAAGGUCCGUAUGGACCUAGAAAGGUCAAAGAGAAAGCUUGAAGGUGAUCUUAAGUUGGCCCAAGAAACAAUAAUGGAUUUAGAAAAUGAAAGACAACAACAGGAGGAAAGACUGAAGAAGAAGGAAUUUGAAAUCAGUCAGUUACUUAGCAAAAUAGAAGAUGAACAAGCCCUUGGUUCUCAGCUGCAGAAAAAGAUUAAGGAGUUACAGGCACGUAUUGAGGAACUCGAGGAAGAAAUUGAAGCAGAACGUGCGGCACGUGCAAAGGCUGAAAAGCUAAGAGCCGAUCUGGCUAGAGAAUUGGAGGAGAUCGCUGAACGACUUGAGGAAGCUGGUGGAGCAACAUCAGUCCAGAUUGAAAUGAACAAGAAACGGGAAGCAGAACUCCUGAAACUGCGUCGGGAUCUUGAGGAGGCUACAUUGCAGCAUGAAGCCACAGCUGCUGCUCUUCGGAAGAAACAUGCUGACAGCGUUGCAGAGCUUGGGGAGCAAAUUGACAACCUCCAGCGUGUUAAACAGAAACUGGAGAAGGAAAAGAGUGAACUGAAGAUGGAAAUUGAUGACUUAGCAAGUAAUAUGGAAUCUGUUUCUAAAUCAAAGGCAAACCUUGAAAAGAUGUGCCAUACCCUGGAAGAUCAGUUGGGUGAAGCAAAAGCGAAGAGUGAAGAAAACCAACGCAUGGUUAAUGAUAUAAAUGUACACAGAUCCCGUCUUCAGACAGAAAAUGGAGAGUUUGCUCGUCAGAUAGAGGAGAAGGAUGUUUUAAUUUCACAACUCUCAAGAGGUAAACAAGCCUUUAUGCAGCAGAUUGAUGAUCUGAAAAGGCAAAUAGAAGAAGAUCUGAAGGCAAAGAAUGCCCUGGCCCAUGCUCUGCAGUCUUCCCGCCAUGACUGUGAACUGCUCCGAGAACAGUAUGAAGAAGAACAGGAAGCCAAGGCUGAACUUCAGCGAUCAUUGUCUAAGGCCAACAUAGACGUUGCUCAGUGGAGAACAAAAUAUGAAACAGAUGCCAUUCAGAAAACAGACGAACUUGAAGAAGCAAAGAAAAAGCUAGCACAGCGUCUACAGGAAGCAGAAGAACAGAUUGAGGCUGUAAAUUCCAAGUGUGCCUCACUGGAGAAGACAAAAGUGAGGCUGCAGAAUGAAGUAGAAGAUCUCAUGCUGGAUGUAGAAAGAUCAAACGCAGCAGCCGCAGCUCUGGACAAGAAACAGAGGAACUUUGAUAAGAUUCUCUCCGAAUGGAAACAGAAGUAUGAAGAGGGUCAGGCAGAGUUGGAUGCAGCCCUGAAGGAGUCACGUUCUCUGGGCACAGAACUCUUUAAAGUUAAGAAUGCUUAUGAAGAGUCUUUGGACCAGCUUGAAACUAUGAAAAGGGAGAAUAGGAAUCUACAACAGGACAUUUCCGAUCUAACUGAGCAGCUUGGGGAAUCUGGCAAGAAUAUCCAUGAGCUAGAGAAAGCUAAAAAGUUAGUUGAACAAGAAAAGUUUGACAUUCAGACUGCAUUGGAAGAAGCUGAGGCAUCCCUGGAGCAUGAAGAAGCUAAAUUUGUACGUAUUCAGGCUGAAUUAAAUCAGGUGAAAUCUGAUGUUGACAGAAGAAUUGCUGAGAAGGAUGAGGAAAUUGAACAGAUGAAAAGAAAUCAUCAACGGGUUGUGGAAACGAUGCAGCGUUCAUUAGAUGCUGAAGCCAGAAGCAGAAAUGAAGCCCUAAGAAUGAAAAAGAAAAUGGAAGGUGAUCUCAAUGAAAUGGAAAUUCAGUUAAGCCAUGCAAAUCGCCAGGCUGCAGAAGCACAAAAGCAGCUUCGAAAUGUACAGAAUCAGCUCAAGGACGCACAGCUACAUUUAGAUGAUGUCCUUAGGAGUAAUGAAGAUUUGAAGGAACAGGUUGCCAUGGUAGAGCGUAGAAGUAACCUCAUGCAGGCUGAGAUAGAGGAACUGAGAGCUGCAUUAGAACAGACAGAAAGAGCUCGGAAAGUGGCUGAACAGGAGCUCCUGGAUACUAGUGAACGAGCACAGCUUCUGCACUCUCAGAAUACCAGUCUUAUUGCUUCAAAGAAAAAACUAGAAGCUGGCAUUUCUAAUCUUCAAAGUGAAGUAGAUGAAGCAAUGCAGGAAGCAAGGAAUGCAGAAGAAAAGGCAAAGAAGGCCAUCACAGAUGCAGCCAUGAUGGCUGAGGAGCUGAAGAAGGAACAGGACACCAGUGCCCACCUGGAGAGGAUGAAGAAGAACCUGGACCAGUCAGUCAAGGACCUUCAACAUCGUCUGGAUGAAGCAGAGCAGUUAGCACUGAAGGGUGGAAAGAAACAGCUCCAGAAACUGGAAACUCGAGUUCGUGAACUUGAAAAUGAGCUUGAAGCAGAACAGAAACGUGGUGCAGAGGCUAUUAAAGGUGUACGCAAGUAUGAAAGGAAAGUCAAGGAGCUCACAUACCAGACCGAGGAAGAUAAGAAGAACAUUCUGAGACUACAGGAUUUGGUGGAUAAAUUGCAACUCAAGGUCAAGGCUUACAAGAGACAAGUUGAAGAAGUUGAGGAACAAGCCAAUACCAACCUCUCCAGAUUCCGGAAAGUUCAGCAUGAACUUGAGGAAGCUGAGGAACGGGCUGAUAUUGCCGAGUCUCAAGUCAACAAACUCAGGGCUAAAAGCCGUGAUGUUGGUGUUAAGAAGGGACCAGAUGAAGAGUGAAGAUACCUGCCUAUGAAAUACAGAUGAAGCUCAUAUAAUAUGAAUUUCCUCUGUGACAUCAGUGUCAUUUCUUAUUUUUGUAGUUUCUCAUUUUGUACUAUGUGUAGCAAUAAAUAGUUGCAUUUGUAAAAUAUAUAUACAUA